This is a messenger RNA of Fusarium odoratissimum NRRL 54006, 1179 nucleotides long. RefSeq lists its product as uncharacterized. Gene Ontology annotation, molecular function: homoserine O-acetyltransferase activity. Bases 1 to 1011 code for a protein of 336 amino acids. The transcript has 2 exons. Gene Ontology annotation, biological process: L-homoserine metabolic process. NCBI's taxonomy places the organism in Eukaryota, Fungi, Ascomycota, Sordariomycetes, Hypocreales, Nectriaceae. The record is from RefSeq and is a predicted model, not a curated record.
AUGCAAGACCAGCUGCCAACGCAACUCUACACAACGAUUGACAGGUUCGUGCUUGAGUCAGGAGGUUCUGACCAACGCAACCGUGGCCUCACCGUCAAGGGUCAACUUAACACUCAGCGAACCAACGCCGUCGUCAUCUGCCACGCCCUUUCCAGCAGUGCUGAUGUUAAGGACUGGUGGUCACUACUUUUAUCACGCCCUAAGAACCCAGUCCUCGAUCCCGACAGAUUCUGCAUCAUGUGCUGCAAUUCUUUAGGGACCCCCUGUGGCUCAUCGAGCCCGCUAUCUGUAAGGCCAGGCACUGCAUCUUAUUAUGGACACCCGUUCCCGAAGACAACCAUUCGUAACGAUGUCCGCGAGAGCCAGCUAGCAACCAUAAAGCCCGAUUCCAAGUUUCGUGGUGGGCGCUAUGGUGGCGAUCCUCCUCGAGAUGGUCUCGCGGCUGCGCGUAUGGCAGCCAUGAUAUCGUACCGGACACACUCAUCUUUCGAAAAGCGAUUCGGAAGACGCCGGCUGGAGACUUGCACAACACCCAACAGAAUGCUCUCGAAAGUCAGCGGCACCCGCAACGGCACCCGUGCGCCAUUCGCGGUCGAUGUGCAGCGCGCAGAGCGAGACGAUGGGCACUACGACAACUCGGGCAUAUUCUUGGCGCAGAGCUAUCUGCGUUACCAAGGAGAAAAGUUCAAUGCUCGCUUCGACGCCAACUGCUAUCUCCACAUCCUGGACAAGAUCGACUCCCAUGACAUCGCCCGCGUCCGGUACCCGAGUCUUUCGGACGACGAAGCCAUACUCAAAGUCCUCAGUCAGAUUCGAAAGCCCACAUUGAUUGUCGGGGUCCCGACAGAUGGCCUCUACCCACCAUCUGAGCAAAUAUUUCUGUCCCAGGGCCUGAAGAAUGCAACUUUCGCAACGCUUCAGAGCGAUGGUGGGCAUGAUGCGUUCCUCAUCCAAGACGAGCAACUUAAUGAAUUGUUGCGCUCAUUCUUCGGUUCGGACCCUGACCUAUAAGCAUGCAUAGCGUAUAUAUUCCACUUGUGGUAAUCGAAUAAAACUUGUACUGCAGUCGACUAGACUGCAGAAAGUAUUGUUUUGGGGGCGGUGUAUAUCGUGAACGUGGUGAUAAAAGCAGCCGUCUGUAUAGUUUUGAAGUUCAAAAUGCGAAAAUUGCCAUACACC